UGUCUCUCUGCGCAUCCUGCGAGAACUCUCGUCUCCGUCUUUCAGAACUGAAAUUUUUACUCAGAUGGAUGAAAAAAAGGAAAUUGAAACAAAAAUAUGUAUCAAUUAAUCUGCAAUUUCAUGUUUGUUUCUUCUUCCCAGAUGGGGCAUCCUGCAGACAGUAUCUCAGCUAAAGCAGAAACAGAAAAAGUCAAAUCAAAGUUUAUUUCGUUUACUGAGUCAAGCUUGUGUUUGAAGCCGAAUUCAGAUGUCUCAGCAGCAGAGAACAUUCAGAUUUUUGGUGACGCGGUUACUUCUGGCACUACUAGUAUAAUUUCAUCCCUGACAGUUCCGAGUAUAUGGUUCAUGGCCAAGAACCCGUGAUUUCUGUUACUGAAAAUGCUCUCUGUUUAGUACCUUCUUUGGAGUUACAACAGCGACCGGACAAGAAUAAGGCCAAGUCAGAACCCAGUGCUAUUUUCAGUAAAUCGGUUCUUGUUCCCUCAAAUUCAUCUGUAAAUUCAAAAGGGGAGGUGGCACAGAAACCAGAGACCCAUGUUGUCCAAGAGCCUAAAAGUACUAUUGGUGUUUCAGUUCAUCGGGAUUCAUCCUUGAACUCUCAAAGGAAGAUAAGUCAGAGUGUGAAUGGUAAAGCUCAAUUGUUUCCGUUGGGUACUGAAACUUCUGGUGCGUCUCUUACUGGAAGCAUGAUCGGUUCUGCUUCUUUAUCUGAAUCAAGAGAAAUACAGAAACAAAAGCAGGAUCAAGUGGGGAAGAGAGUAAAAAUGUCUUCUAAUGAAUUACUGAAUUUACAAGUGCCUCUAACUUACGAUGGUUUGAAUAGGCUCUCAGCGACACAGUUGUACAAAAUUAGGUUGUCACUACGUUUGAGAGGUUGUACUGGGAAGGGUAAAAAAAAGCUCUCAUUCAUAAAAUACUGGAGGCUAAGGGAGUGAAACUUACAGAGCCAACCAAGGCAGGUCUGAAAAGUGUGGAGGAGGAGAAGGAUGAGGGGAAGGAUCAUAAAAGAGUGACACUUGCAGGGCCAGCAAAGGAAGGUCUGAAAAGCCUUGAGGAUGAGAAGGAGGAGGGAUCAUAAAAGAGUGAAACUUGCAGAGCCAGCGAAGGAAGGUCUGAAAAGCGUGGAAGAGAAGGAGGAGGGGAGGGAUCAUAAAAGAGUGAAACUUGCAGGUCCUGCGAAAGAAGGUCUGAAAAUCGUGGAAGAGGAGGGGAGGGAUCAUAAAAGAGUGAAACUUGCAGGGUCAGCAAAGGAAGGUUGGAAGAUCGUGGAGGAUGAUGAUGAGGGUAGGCCAGUGACGAAGGAGAAGUUCCAGCUUUUGUGCAAGGUGAUGAAGGAAGUGCUAGGUGUAGGAGUUAAAUAUCGCACACGUUAAUAAUUACGCGAAGUAAAGAGUACAACCUAAGCGAAGAGCAUCGUACACAACAAAGUUGAGAUGACACACCAGAUGAUGUCAGCAAAGUCACGAGUAAAGUAUGAAGAAUCGUGCGAAGAAGGAUGCUAUACGAAGAUAAGAGAUUGUAUAUGAGCGAAUAUAUCCCAUAAUGAUCCCGAAAAUAAUGGGAUUCUUAGCUGUCACCCACUAUGUAAAAAUCCUAUAUAAAGGAGAGAUAUCAUUUUCUGUAGGGGA
Messenger RNA from Papaver somniferum (opium poppy), 1628 nucleotides. RefSeq lists its product as uncharacterized. The coding region runs from base 339 to 935 and encodes 198 amino acids. NCBI's taxonomy places the organism in Eukaryota, Viridiplantae, Streptophyta, Magnoliopsida, Ranunculales, Papaveraceae. The record is from RefSeq and is a predicted model, not a curated record. The transcript has 2 exons.